GUAAACUGACUACUUUAUUUCCUUCUCCAACCUAGGAUGGUGAUCGAGACAUUUUUAUUGAUGGGGUUGUUGCUCGUAAUAGAGCCUUGAAUGGGGACCUGGUGGUUGUGAAUCUGCUUCCAGAGGAGCAGUGGAAGGUAAUUAAACCAGAGAGCAAUGACAAAGAAACAGAAGGUGCCUAUGAAUCAGAUCUCCCUGAGGAGCUCUGUGGAAGCCAUCUCCUGCAACAGUCUCUGAAAGGCUAUAAUGACAGUCCUGAUGUCAUUAUAGAGGCUCAGUUUGAUGACAGCGACUCAGAAGAUGGACAUGGCAACACGCAGAAUGCUCUGGUUGACGGUGUUAAGAAACUCUCAGUUGGUGUUCAUGAAGAAGGAAAAGAGGAUGCUGGUGCACCAGUUACAAAAGACAAGAACACCUUCAUGUCACAGGACACAAGAGCUUUACCAGAGAAGUCGCUGCAGAGAUCAGCAAAGGUGGUUUACAUCUUGGAAAAAAAACAUUCCCGUGCAGCGACUGGCUUCCUCAAACUCUUGGCCGAUAAGAACAGUGAACUGUUUAGGAAGUAUGCCCUGUUUUCUCCCUCGGACCACCGGGUGCCUAGAAUUUACGUACCUCUCAAGGACUGUCCCCAGGACUUUGUGACCCGGCCUAAAGAUUAUGCCAACACGCUGUUCAUCUGCCGCAUUGUGGACUGGAAGGAAGACAGCAACUUUGCCCUGGGGAAAAGAGGAUGCUGGUGCACCAGUUACAAAAGACAAGAACACCUUCAUGUCACAGGACACAAGAGCUUUACCAGAGAAGUCGCUGCAGAGAUCAGCAAAGGUGGUUUACAUCUUGGAAAAAAAACAUUCCCGUGCAGCGACUGGCUUCCUCAAACUCUUGGCCGAUAAGAACAGUGAACUGUUUAGGAAGUAUGCCCUGUUUUCUCCCUCGGACCACCGGGUGCCUAGAAUUUACGUACCUCUCAAGGACUGUCCCCAGGACUUUGUGACCCGGCCUAAAGAUUAUGCCAACACGCUGUUCAUCUGCCGCAUUGUGGACUGGAAGGAAGACAGCAACUUUGCCCUGGGGCAGCUGGCUAAGAGUCUUGGGCAGGCUGGUGAAAUCGAGCCUGAAACAGAAGGGAUACUAACAGAGUAUGGAGUGGAUUUCUCUGAUUUCUCUUCAGAAGUUUUAGAAUGUCUCCCUCAAGACCUGCCUUGGACAAUUCCACCAGAGGAAUUCAGCAAGAGAAGAGAUUUAAGAAAAGACUGUGUCUUCACCAUCGACCCAUCAACUGCCCGAGACCUCGAUGACGCCCUCUCCUGCAAGCCCGUCGCUGACGGCAACUUUGAAGUGGGAGUUCACAUCGCUGACGUCAGUUACUUUGUUCCUGAGGGAUCCAGUCUGGAUAAAGUGGCUGCUGAGAGAGCUACAAGUGUCUACUUGGUUCAGAAGGUUGUCCCCAUGCUUCCCAGGCUGCUGUGUGAGGAACUGUGCAGCCUCAACCCCAUGACCGACAAGCUCACCUUCUCCGUGAUCUGGACGCUAACUCCGAAGGGCAAGAUCCUCAGUGAAUGGUUUGGCCAGACUGUCAUCCGCUCCUGCACCAAACUGAGCUAUGAACAUGCACAGAGCAUGAUUGAAGGCCCCACUAGGAAGAUCCCCGAGGAGGAGCUGCCCACCGUCUCCCCGGAGCACACCAGUGAGGAAGUGCACCGGGCUGUUUUGAACCUCCACCGUAUCGCAAAGGAGUUACGCCAACAGCGGUUUGUGGACGGCGCACUUCGUUUGGAUCAGUUAAAGCUUGCUUUUACUCUGGACCACAAGACAGGAUUGCCUCAAGGAUGUCACGUCUACGAGUACCGUGACAGCAACAAGCUCGUGGAAGAGUUCAUGCUCUUGGCCAACAUGGCUGUGGCCCGCAAGAUCCACUGCACCUUCCCCGAGCAAGCCCUGCUACGGCGGCACCCCCCACCCCAGACCAAGAUGCUCAACGACCUGGUGGAAUUCUGUGGCCAGAUGGGGCUGCCCAUGGACUUCAGCUCUGCAGGGGCCCUCAAUAAAAGUCUGAUGGAGACAUUUGGAGAUGACAAGUACUCACUGGCCCGGAAGGAGGUGCUCACCAACAUGUGCUCCCGGCCCAUGCAGAUGGCCUUGUACUUCUGCUCGGGGGUGCUGCAGGACCAGGCGCAGUUCCGCCACUACGCCCUCAAUGUGCCGCUCUACACGCACUUCACCUCGCCCAUCCGCCGCUUCGCGGACGUCUUGGUGCAUCGCCUCCUGGCCGCCACGCUGGGCUACGGGGAGCUUCCAGAUGUGGAGCCCGAUGCCCUGCAGAAGCAGGCUGACCACUGCAAUGACCGCCGCAUGGCUUCCAAGCGUGUGCAGGAGCUCAGCACCAGCCUCUUCUUUGCCAUCCUGGUCAAGGAGAGCGGCCCGCUGGAGUCGGAAGCCAUGGUGAUGGGCGUCCUGAGCCAAGCCUUCGACGUGCUGGUGCUGCGCUACGGGGUACAGAAGCGCAUCUACUGUAAUGCGCUGCCACUGCAGUCAUACCAUUUCCAGAAGGUGGGCAAGAAGCCGGAGCUCACGCUUGUCUGGGAGCCUGAGGACGCGGAGCAGGGGCCGGCGCAGCAGGUCGUCAGCAUCUUCAGCCUGGUGGAGGUGGUGCUGCGGGCAGAGGCCACGGCCCUCAAGUACAGCGCCAUCCUGAAGCGACCCGGCACCGAGGGCCUGCUAGACUGGCAGGACGAGCAGGGCGGCCAGGACCUCGCGGAGGAACAGGACUGAAGCCGCCAGCCGGCCCACCCCUCCCCCACUCCCAUUAGGAAUAGAAACUUCGGGCACCAACGGGGAUUCUUAAUUUGGUUUUUAACAACUCAGGGUUUUGUUUUUAUUUUUUCAUUGUUUCAUUUUUGCAGCUUGGUUUUCAAACUGGAGGGGGAGGGUGGGGCUGGAUGGAAGGCUGCGGGCUGGCCGGUGCUCAGCAGCGCAGAGCUAGACCUGGUCCUCCUGGGAGGCCAGCGCCCCUUCUGCCAGGUUACCCACUGCCCUCCCGUGCCCGGAAAACCAGGGGUUUUCAGUAAAUCAGAGUCAUGGAAUAAAAUCAAGUGUGAGUGCUGCCUGGUGUGUGGGGCACCGGGGUGGCCAGGGUAGUGGGGUGCCCCUUGGACCCAGGACGGGGGACCUGGCCCGGGCUCCACCCGUCACAGCUGAGCUGGGGUUGCCACCCUUGGGAGCCUUCCCGGCAGUUCCAGGAUGAUUCACAGAGCUGGCCGCGUGGCAGAUUGAUGCCAGCGCCUCAUUCUGGCUGAUUAGAAAUGGAAUUAGUAUGCAAGACGGCAGGCUCACCCGUCACCGCGCCGCAUGGAGCCGUGUCCAUCCCCACCCCAGCACUUCCUCUCUGCCGGCUGCCGCCCUCCAUGGCCCCAGGACGGGGGCUUGGGCCCUGUGCCGCCCACCCCCACUUCCAAGGCUGGAGCUCUGGGUGGCCCUGUCCACCUUCCUUAGGGGGGGCCAGCACCCCAGCAUCUCCUGUCCCGAUCCUGUGCCCUGGCAGCAGCAAGGGAACCUGGGGGCCUGCCCGAGGGGAGGGGCCCCCAGACCAGCCUUCCUGACCAGAGAGGGGCAGGUGUGCUCCUGGUGGCCCUGGCCUGGCUCAGUCGACUGCCUGCUAUCUGCCUGAGCACCAAGUGAUCCUUGGGGACCCGGGGGCAGAGGUGGGAGGCCACCGCACUCGGCUCUCUCCCCGGCUGGUUUGACCUAAGCCUGUGCUUCUAGUUUCCCCAGCAGACUAGAGAAACACAGGUUGGCUUCCCCAGGAGCCGCCAGAAACUAGGGUUAAAACCCCACGGGGACCAAGGUCCCAGUUCCACCAGGCUGAUUCCUGGGGUGUUGGUAUUAACAAGCUCACUUGAUCUGAUUUCAGUGAAUUUUCUUCAAAGGAAACUUCAAUGGAGCACCUUGUAGGAGGGCUUCGCCAUGGCUGGAGUGGUGACGGGGCCUGGCUGCCUCGGUCUCGGCCACCGGCCGGCCGUGGCUCACAUCCCCCCAGCGCUGGGCCGGGUGCCAGAGGGGGACAAAAGAGACAUCACUGUGCCCGCCCUGAAUUCCCUUCUCUCCUCCUCCAGCACCUUGACCAGCCUUCGGUCUGUCCAUCCUGCCACCCCCAAGACAUCCCAGAGGCCACCGUUCCCUCUCUGCUCCUGCCCCAGAGCCUUCUAGAACCAGCUAUCUGGAAGGGAAAUGGUGAGGGUCCAGUGGUUUGGUAUUUGGAUGACGAGGUUUCUGGGUGCUUCUGCAGCCUGGGCAGCCAGGCAUCCCAGCCCUGCCCUCAUCCUCUCACCUGCCCGCCCCCGGAGGAGCAGAGCCCCUCUCUCCUCGCGCUGUCCCCCAGGGCCUCCCGUGGAGCCUGGGAGCUGAGGGCAGAGCAGAGCCCCACGGAGGGGCGCCCUCAGGAUGGUGGUGGGCCAGCAUGCUGGGCCCUCUCUCGGGCAGCAUGGACGCAGGCUGGACACCCUUCCUCACGGCCCCAGCGCCCCAGACCGUGGUAAAUCGUAGCUAGCUUGGUCAGCAGGGAAGACCGUUGCUGCCUGGACUUGCUGGGGAAGCAGAGGCUGGCCUCGCCCUGAUGGCCCUAGAGCUGGGGGACCCAUAGCAGCCCCGGCACCUCCACCCCAUUUGACAGAAGGAGGAACUGCACCCAGAAAGGAGGUAGGUCUCUAGCCAAAGUGACACAGCCAGACUCUGCCCAGCCAGGUCCAGGGUUCAGGCAUCUGCCCUCCCCCAAACGCCCCUGCCUGUGGGUUCAGAGCAAAUGGCCCAGCGCUCUACCCCACAACGUCAACUGCGUCCUUCAUCUGCGUCUACUCACUCAGCAGGUGUCCUUGACACCACCCACGUGCAGGGCACUGGCCUGCACACGUCCAUGGUCCAAUGAGGGAGACAGCCCCCUGUGGCCCCUCGCUCAGGGGACUGUUGAUAAAGGGGGUGAUGAGACCCAAAUCUCGUCAAAAAGGAAGCCGUGGUCAUUCCUCCAGCUGUCCCAGAGCACCCGCACGUGUCCUCAAGGAGCCGCCUCCGGUCGCCAUGGGGGAGGGAGACGUAGACGCAAAUCAUGUCACUGCAGGACAAGGUUCUAGCGAAGAUCAGAGGCUGGGGUGUGUGUUCCCAGCCGUGAAGGGUGGGUGCUCAGAAGAAGAAAGCGCGCGCAGCCGGCCCACGUGGGCGAAGAAACUGAGGUUCGGAGAUUCCUGACAUGAGCCGUGAAGGGUGGAGGUCACUAGGAUCAGAGGGUGCCCAGAGGAUGGGCAGGGAGGUGCUGGCGAGGUAGGAACGGGGUAGAUCCCCACUGACCCUUAUGGCAGCCAGAGAGCAUGCCCUGUGUGCUGUGGGCCAUCAGAGCCCCGGGAGGAUUCUCAUCAGGGCCGUGAGGCGAUAUGACCUUUGUCCUUCACUCAUUUAUCAACAGCAGUGAGUGCCUUUUAUGUGCCGUGUCCUCUGGGAGCUUAUGGUCGGGAGGGGAAGUCGCCUUUCUAGUGUGGCAGGCGGUGGGGACGGUGUUGAUGGCAGCGGAGGAAAAGCAGUGCUGAGGAGGGGGCAUAGGUGGCAGAGACGUCCAGGAACCACCCGGGGCUACUUGUGGGCACGGCCUCAAGACAGGAGUGGGCUUGGUCGGUGAACGGGGCCAAAGGGCCUCUGGGGUUGUUUUCCCAGGGGCCCUGUCUCUUUAUGGGACCUGCUCCCCAGCUUCUAGCCCAUCCCUCCCACCUGCGUGGGUCCCCAGGAGCCACCAUUCUGUACCACGACAUCUCUGAUGGGACCCGGGGUGGGCACCUGGCCCAUUCUUUCCUGGGGCCUAUCCUAACUAAAAUUGGGAGAGGGUGUCACUGUCUCCCCAGGAUGGUAGUCUGCAAGACAUAGAAGCUCAUGUUUCCAGAAAGUCACCGUGAAGGAAACAGUGUACACCAGGAGGAAGGGAAGCGGUCUCAGAGAAGGGAGACGGAGAGCCUCGGAGGCACCGGGUUUCCCGCACCCCAGGAGACCCAGAGGCACCUCCGUGUGGUGGGCUUUUCUGCCUUGUGGUAGUUCACGUACCAUGAGGAGCCUUUCCAUCAAUUCCCUUCCCCCUAAAGCUACUUCACACUUGGUUUCUUUCCUUUGCAACCAAGAUAGGAGUCUUCCUGAAGCCUCAGGAUGUUACCAAAGGGAUCGUGGGUACCCUCCCCCAGCAAUCAGCAAAGCCCAUCUACUGACAUUGGUUGUGGUAAAGUUUUCUUCAGGUGCCAACCAAGGAGAAAGGGCAACUCAUGCUCAAAAGACCCAAGCUCCCUGAUGGCUUUCAGGGAAGGGGUUUUAAAGGCAGCAAUACAGGGUGAGGGUUUGGAGGUACAUGAUCAGAUUGUGGACUUUCUUCUGAUUGGUUGGUGGUCCGGGUGCUAUUUCGGGAAUCUUAAGCAUCAACCUUCUGGUUCCAGCCAGUCUGGGGUCUAAGUGCCUGUGGUCAGUAUGUAGUUACCAUCCUCCACCUGGGUGGGAGGGUCUUCAUUCCUGCAGAGCACCUCAAAGAUUUGUGUCAGAUUGUUACCUAUAAUCCUUGAGAAGGAACUAGACGUCCUGUGACUCUAUUGUCUAAGCUAUUCUUUUUCUUGCUUGAGGGCUUUCCUCUGUUUCUGCAUUCCCUCACUUCUCUAAUGAGUAACCACUUGUGUCUGUUCUUUGGAACUCAGGGAAGGCCUAGGCGACUUUAUUCCUACAAACAAGAGAUGGGGGGCACAGCGGGGCUUUUGUACCCAGAAAGGCCUCGUGGGUCCUGCUCAGUUUCAGUUCCCCCUUUUCUUUGAUCCUCCUCAAUCCUGAGGGGAACAGGGACAGGACGAGAAGGGGAAUAAAGUUUUGGAUAGAGACGUUCAUCAUAAACUCGGCAGCGGAACUCAGUUUUAGGGAGACUUGGUUUCAAGGACUCUACCUGUUCUGGCCCCUUGUCCUGUCCAGCCACCCCGACUAAAGUGUCCCAGAGUAAACACAAAGUGUUCCCUUCAAACCCUGCCCAAAUUACAAGUUUGUGAUCAAAGAAACUAUUGUUGUUUAAGUUUGUUUUGGGAUGGUUCAUUACACAACCAUAAAAUGCAGGAUAUCAACAGAAUAUAGCAAUAAAUAUAGCUUAAAAUUGAAAAAUGAAGAAGUAUGUGAUUUAGAAACAAAGGUAAAUAUCAAAAUUAAAAUCUAAGAGGGGGAAAAUGUUUGCCUCGGAGAUGGGAAACUGCAGUGAGGGAGACAGGAACCUGCUGUUUUGUUUUAUUGUAACAAACCUUAUGGAUCUAUUUGAUACUUUAAACUACAUUAAUGUAUAACUUGGAUAAAAACUAAAACUAAAAACAAAAUUUUUUUCCCUUUUUUUCUUUCUUUUUGCUUAGCAGGAAUGGAUCUACAAUUGGUUUAAAAGGCUUCUUGUGCACUCAGCGAUGGGUGUAUGAAACAGUCCAUUAUUCCAGCAACUAAGAUAAAAUUCCUGCUGACACGACCUGAUAUUCCCACUCAGCUAAAAUGCUGCCUAAGGUUUUUUACUUAAAGACUCAGGUAACAGUCUUGGGGGUGACGAGUCCCGGUUGCCUCAGUGGAGCCCCUAGGGGGCCUUGUUUAUUCUGUGUCUGAGCCCAGGCUUGGGCGUCCAGGGUGAGGUGCCAGCCAGGCAGGAAGCAGCCUGCAGGUGAGGCUGCCGGCCCAGGUGUGGCGGCUCCGCAGACGAGCUGAGCCUCAGGCCCUUCCUGGAGGAGUUCGUGGGUCUGAAUCCCGGAUUGCAGGGUUAUUUGGAGUUGGGGGGUGUGGGUUAGGUGUUGAAGCAGAUUAAAGAUUUGAGGCCUGGUGAAUGGAAGGAGGAAGAUGCCUUUCACAACAGAGAAGGCUCUGGAGAUGGAGGAGGGUGUCUUCAGCACCUGCACAUAACCUAGUAUGGCAGGAUAAUCUCUUUGAACCUUGUCUUUUUAUGGGUUUUUGUGGUUUGGGGAUUUUUAAUAUGUAGGAAGCCACUUUAGGGGGGAAAUACAUUUAAAUAUUUUACUUUUUAAAGUUAUUAUUUAUUUAUUUAUUUGGCCACACCAUGCAGCAUGUGGGAUCUUAGUUUCCCGACCAGGGAUCAUACCUGUGCCCCCUGAAGUGGAAGUGCUGAGUCUUAACCACCGGGGAAGUGCCUUAAAAAGUUAUUUUACUUAACCAGGUUCAUGAAUUGCAUUGAUUCUUUAACGUUCUUAAAUUGUACCUUGCUCAGUUCUGGAAAGCCGUCAGCCAAAUACUGAAAAAGCAACAGAAACAAGUGCAAAACAGAACAUGAAACAGAAACUCUCCUUUAGCACAUUUUACCUUAAUAGAUUUUCAAACGACACAAGGUACUGUUGGAAUAAAAUUGUCCUCCUCGCUCUUAUGAUACAAAAUAAACGGGAAAUUAUUUUCACUCCUGAGUUACAGGAGGUUCUUGACUUUUUUUUUUUUUUUUUGGGCUGCACCUCGCAGCUUGUGGGAUCUUAGUUCCUCGACCAGGGAUUCCAACUACUGGACUGCCAGGGAAUUCCCUGGGAAGCUCUUGACUUUCUUAGGCUUUCAUUUCCACACAUUAUAUAUUGAUGCCCAAACCACCUUUCGGCCUGGGAGUUGUGUUUCAUAUGCAACAGCUACUACCAUACUACCACCCCAGGACAGAGCAGAGGCCUGGCCUCUGCCAACUGCCUGGCUGAGCCUCCCUUCUGCCCAGGGCUCUGCUGUACCCCAGCCUCUGACAGGCUGAGCCAGAGCUCAGUACUGCAUACGGGGCUCCACAGUCAUUGAGAGUCCUCCCCAGGAACUGUGCGAGAGCGGGGGCUGGUCUGUCUCUUGCCUUGGUGGUAGAGCGGCCCCCUUUCCUCUCCCCACCCCAGGCACCUGACCCAAGUUCCCCUGUGGAAAGGAAGUGCCUGGAUGUCCCUCCCUGGUAGCUGGAAUGGGUCAGAGGGAAGCAGUCUACACGGACCUUGAUUAGGAAAUACUGUAAAAUAUUUGUUUUCUGGAAAUGAGCUGCUUUAAUAUUUGGCCAUUUGUUUGGCUUUCAAACACUCAGCUUGCAAACAUGCCUUAAGGAUAUUAAGUCCUGCCUUAAGGUUAGGGUUUCACCCCUACCCCACCUCCAGAAUUGCUUCUGCACCAGGCCCCAUGCUAACAGCCCUGUGACACAGGUACUAUUAUUUUUCCCAUUUUGCAGAUGAAGGAAUUAAGACUUGAAGAGGUUAGGUACCAGAGAAUACCCAUAAUAAGUGGUGGAAAUUGAAUGAGCCCAGGCCCAAAAUCUACUGAUUUCUUUCAAUCAACAUUUCUCAAAGCUAAAGCUUUUCAUAUAUCACCUUUUUUUUUUUCUCCCACACUAC
Delphinapterus leucas (beluga whale) is the source of this 9371-nucleotide messenger RNA. It is a transcript of the gene DIS3L2, whose product is annotated as DIS3 like 3'-5' exoribonuclease 2. The record is from RefSeq and is a predicted model, not a curated record. Gene Ontology annotation, molecular function: 3'-5'-RNA exonuclease activity; RNA binding. Gene Ontology annotation, biological process: mRNA catabolic process; miRNA catabolic process. Lineage: Eukaryota; Metazoa; Chordata; Mammalia; Artiodactyla; Monodontidae. Gene Ontology annotation, cellular component: P-body.